Messenger RNA from Prosopis cineraria, 331 nucleotides. Its product is annotated as transcription factor TRY-like. The coding region runs from base 1 to 261 and encodes 86 amino acids. Gene Ontology annotation, molecular function: transcription cis-regulatory region binding. Gene Ontology annotation, cellular component: nucleus. The record is from RefSeq and is a predicted model, not a curated record. Gene Ontology annotation, biological process: cell differentiation. NCBI's taxonomy places the organism in Eukaryota, Viridiplantae, Streptophyta, Magnoliopsida, Fabales, Fabaceae. The transcript is spliced from 3 exons.
AUGGCCAAAAGCGGCGGAAAGACGAGUAGCUCUUACUCUGCUGAAGUGAGUAGCAUUGAAUGGGAGUUCAUUAACAUGUCAGAUCAAGAAGAAGAUCUAAUUCACAGAAUGCACCGACUUGUUGGAGACAGGUGGGGCCUGAUAGCUGGGAGGAUUCCAGGACGAAAAGCUGAGGAGAUUGAAAGGUUUUGGAUGAUGACAUAUGGAGAAGUGUUUGCCAGCAAACGAGAACAACUCAACAGACGAAGCUCUUCAUGUUAAUCAUUCUUCAUUCCUUCUUUUCUGUUUUUCUAUCUUUCUGCUUUUCAAAUCAAUACCGUCAUACUCUGAC